Molecule: messenger RNA, 1759 nt
Organism: Solanum stenotomum
Lineage: Eukaryota; Viridiplantae; Streptophyta; Magnoliopsida; Solanales; Solanaceae
Exons: 10
Coding region: 89-1255 (388 amino acids)
Cellular component (GO): U5 snRNP
Source: RefSeq, a predicted model, not a curated record
UACCAGUACCACCGCUCUCUCUCCACUUUGCCCCUUUCGUUUUUUUUCUUCUGAAUCCUUCAUAUCAAUUGUCGAUUACUCGUCCGCCAUGGAAGAAGGUACAUCGCGACGUGCCAAACGUCCCUUCGUUGAGGACGAUGACUCCAAUAAACCUCCAGAACAGAAGCGUGUAAGGUUCCCAAAGGGUAAGAAGGUAAAGCAGGCCGAUAACACGAUUGAUGGGCGUGAAGAUAAACCUAGUGGGCGAACAGAUCCUCGCGCUGCUGCCAAAGAGCGUUCGGCACGGCGGAAUCAAAUAACAGCGGAGCUCCUUGAUGAAGAAAACGAAGGUGAAAUAGCUGACAUAUCGCGGGCAGAAGUAGAAUAUGAGGAAAAUGAAACAUUCAUUGAUGAUGGUAUUGCAAUAGAGCCUUUUAAUCUGAAUAAAGAGAGAGAAGAAGGUUAUUUUGAUGCAUCAGGAAACUAUGUUGAAUAUUUAAAUCAAAAUGAGAUAAAGGACGCAUGGCUUGAUAGUGUUGAUACUGAGAAAAGAUAUUCUGGGAAGAAAGCUAUCAAGAUAUCAAAUGAAGAUGAGAUUCAAGACCUUACAUCAGAACAACUAGGAAAGAUGAAGAGGCGAAUUGCUGAUGUGCUCGAACCAGGAGAAACAGUUUUACGAGGUUUAAGGAGAUUGAAAGGUACCUCAAACAAUAACAAGGGCAAAAUGUCUGUAGAAACUAAGCAGCUGUUUGAUCAGCUAACAGAAGAUGCUAUGAAGCUGAUGGAGAAUGGAGAUUACAAUGUGUAUGAAGAAAAGCAAGAGAGUUUCCAGCGGGAAGCAGAGGGAUAUGAGAAGUUAGCUCAGGCAAGACAGGGUAAAUCCAGUGAAUCGAUGCAGCCUAAGCCUGAUAGUAUCCUCGAUGAAGGUUUCCUCCCCAGUGGGUCAACUGCUACUGCAGGAGGACAUUCUAUGCAUAAUGCAGACAUGGCUUCAUCAAAUUCAUACAACUCAGCUAGCAAGAACGAUGAUGCACUUGACAUGUUUGGUGAAGACGAUGAAAAUAUUCCAGCUAAUCCUGCCUCUAAUGGAGGUGAUCAGCAUGGCGAUUAUGUCUUCGAUGAGUCCUCUGGUUAUUACUACAGCAGCAGUUUGGGCUACUAUUAUGAUCCAUCAUCUGGACUGUAUUGCCAUGCUUCAUCAGGACAAUGGUACUCAUAUAAUGAUGAAUCGGGUAUAUACCAAGAGGUGCCACAAGCUACAUCCGAUGCCAAUUGAAAGGGACCGAGUUCUUAUACAGGAGGAGUGAUGGGCCUGGUGAUAGUUUUCUUGACAGAGGUUGACUGCUUUGCUGCAUUUGUCAAACUUACUGAUACUUUUCUUCGACGGCUUUGCUGCAUUUGUCAAACUUACUGAAUCUCAGCCUUUGGAAACACAUCAUAUUUGAGAAAUGCUUUUUGCACUCUGCCCAGUGCUCACUGCAAACAUCAUGGUUGGAAUGAUAUAUUUUCGUUUACGUAUAAGCAGGUGUACAGUGAAUUCAUAGCACGUUGAGAAGACAAAACUUGUUUCUUGUAUCUUGUGGUGACAGACAAUCUCAUUGGUUUCUUGUUCUUGUAACUGCAAAAUGCUGCUAGUUUUCAGUGCCUCUCGAACUGUAAAAUUGUUGUCUCGUUUGUUUCUUCAGUUCUAUUUGUGAUAUGACUGGAAAGAAAAGGCAGUGCGGGUGCACUAAAGUUUCUGCUGCCGAACUACAAGGGUCUAUUUGUACGUAGCCUUACA